Molecule: messenger RNA, 3785 nt
Organism: Macadamia integrifolia
Lineage: Eukaryota; Viridiplantae; Streptophyta; Magnoliopsida; Proteales; Proteaceae
Product: sodium/hydrogen exchanger 8-like
Exons: 23
Coding region: 220-3636 (1138 amino acids)
Biological process (GO): proton transmembrane transport
Cellular component (GO): chloroplast envelope; membrane
Molecular function (GO): sodium:proton antiporter activity
Source: RefSeq, a predicted model, not a curated record
AGAUCCAAAGUCGUUUUUUUACGAGGUCGACAACUCCCAUGUUCGUAAUUGGACAGAAGAGUCUCUCUCUCUGUGUCGCAUAUAAAUGAAUGGACUCUGUUUCAAGUGUCAAACUACACUACGUGCAAAGCUAUUCCUCUCUCUUUCUCUGUGAUCUCUAGUGUUCAGUGGAUCAUAUAAAGAAGGUAUUUUAGGAUUUUGAGUUCGUUUUGGAGAAAAAUGGCGUCGGUAGUAGAGGGGCCGUUUCCUCUGGAGAUUCUGGAGAAGGAGCGUACCUCUGAGCCGUCAGAUGCUGUGGUGUUCGUUGGAAUCAGUUUGGCGUUGGGCAUCGCUUCAAGGCAUCUCCUUCGUGGCACUAGAGUCCCUUAUACGGUUGCCUUGCUCAUAAUUGGCAUUGGUCUUGGCUCUCUAGCAUAUGGUACAAAUCAUCGAUUAGGGAAGAUCGGCAAUGGAAUUAAUCUCUGGGCAAAUAUUAAUCCUGACCUUCUAUUGGCUGUUUUUCUUCCUGCUCUUCUUUUUGAGAGCUCAUUUUCAAUGGAGGUGCACCAGAUAAAGAGAUGCAUGGUACAGAUGGUUCUACUUGCUGGUCCAGGUGUUCUAAUUUCAACCUUCUGUCUUGGAUCUGCUUUGAAGCUCACAUUUCCUUAUCAUUGGAGCUGGAAAACAUCAUUGUUGCUAGGAGGGCUUCUUAGUGCGACUGACCCUGUUGCCGUUGUGGCCUUGCUGAAAGAGCUUGGUGCAAGCAAAAAAUUGAGCACGAUAAUUGAAGGAGAGUCCUUGAUGAAUGAUGGGACAGCUAUUGUGGUAUAUCAGCUAUUUUAUCAAAUGGUGCUUGGACGGAGCUUCAAUGUGGGAGACAUUAUCAAAUUUUUAACACAAGUUUCACUUGGAGCUGUAGGUAUUGGGCUUGCCUUUGGCAUAGCAUCUGUUUUUUGGCUGGGGUUUAUUUUCAAUGAUACAGUGAUAGAGAUUGCAUUGACACUUGCUGUGAGCUAUAUUGCGUAUUUCACUGCUCAAGAAGGGGCUGCUGUUUCGGGUGUCUUGACGGUGAUGACUCUUGGGAUGUUCUAUUCUGCAGUUGCAAGGACGGCUUUUAAGGGUGAAGGUCAGCAGAGCUUGCAUCAUUUUUGGGAAAUGGUCUCUUACAUUGCUAAUACUCUAAUAUUCAUCUUAAGUGGGGUUGUAAUAGCUCAAGGUGUUCUGAGCGGUGACCAUCAUUUUGAGGGCGAUGGAACAUCAUGGGGCUACCUCAUCCUCCUCUAUGUUUUUGUUCAAGUCUCACGGGCCAUAGUUGUGGGAAUAUUAUAUCCCUUUCUGCAAUAUUUUGGAUAUGGUUUGGAUUGGAAGGAUGCAAUUAUUCUUACAUGGUCUGGUCUGCGAGGUGCAGUGGCGUUAUCGCUAUCGCUGUCGGUCAAGCGUUCCAGUGACACCUCAUCUUUUCUUGAUCAGAGCACAGGAUUUCAGUUUGUUUUCUUCACUGGCGGCAUUGUGUUCCUGACGCUUAUUGUUAAUGGAUCAACAACACAAUUUAUUUUGCAUCUUUUGGAUUUGGAUAAGCUAUCAGCAGCAAAGAGGCGCAUAUUGGACUUUACAAGGUAUGAGAUGAUGAACAAAGCACUAGAGGCUUUUGGCGAUCUUGGGGAUGAUGAAGAACUAGGGCCUGCUGACUGGCCUACAGUGAAAAGAUAUAUUGCAUGCUUAAGAGACCUAGAAGAGGGACAACUGCAGCCACAAGAUGCAUCUGGAAGUGAUCAAAAUUUGGAACACAUGAAUCUGAAGGAUAUACGAGUACGGCUUUUAAAUGGUGUUCAGGCUGCCUACUGGGGGAUGCUUGAUGAGGGAAGAAUAACCCAAGAUACAGCAAAUCUUUUGAUGCAAUCAGUUGAUGAAGCAAUUGAUCUGGUAUCCCAUGGACCCUUAUGUGAUUGGAGGGGCCUCAAAGCUCAUGUUCAUUUCCCAAAUUAUUAUAGGUUCCUCCAGAUGAGCAUUUGUCCUCAAAAGUUGGUGACAUAUUUUACAGUGGAACGGUUAGAAUCUGCAUGUUGCAUUUGUGCUGCAUUUCUCCGUGCCCACAUAAUUGCAAGGAGGCAACUCCACGAAUUUAUUGGUGAAAAUGAGGUUACUUCCAUAGUCAUUAAAGAAAGUGAGGAUGAAGGAGGGGAAGCAAGACAAUUCUUAGAAGAUGUUCGUGUUACAUUCCCCCAGGUUUUGCGUGUCGUGAAAACAAGGCAAGUGACACAUUCGAUUCUUCAACAUUUGAGUGAUUACGUCCGCAAUCUUGAGAAGGUUGGAUUGUUGGAAGAGAAAGAGAUGCUUCAUCUUCAUGAUGCUGUUCAGACUGACUUGAAGAAACUUCUAAGAAAUCCUCCCUUGGUGAAGGUGCCUAAAAUAAGAGAUUUGUCUGCAAUCCAUCCGUUCCUUGGAGCUCUUCCUCCUGUAGCCCGUGAACCUCUUCUUGGUUCUACCAAAGACAUAAUGAAAUUACAUGGUGUUGCUCUUUACAAGCAGGGAUCCAAGACAAAUGGGAUAUGGCUUAUUUCAAUUGGGGUGGUCAAGUGGGAAAGUAAGAGUUUGAGAAACAAACGUUCACUGCAUCCAACAUUUUCACAUGGAAGUACUUUGGGCCUCUAUGAGGUUCUAGUUGGGAAGCCUUACAUCUGUGACAUGAUCACAGAUUCUGUUGUGCAUUGUUUUUUUAUUGACACAGAAAAGAUACUUUCAGUGCUGAGAUCAGACCCUUCUGUAGAAUAUUUUCUGUGGCAGGAAAGUGCAAUUGUCUUGGCCAAACUCUUACUUCCUCAGAUGUUUGAGAAAAUGCCAAUGCAAGAAUUGAGAGCUCUUGUUGCAGAGAGAUCAAUGAUGAACAUAUACACAAGGGGUGAAACUGUAGAAGUGCCAAGCCAUUCAAUUGCUUUACUAUUGGAAGGGUUCAUAAAAAACCAAGAUGAACUGAUUACAUCUCCAGCAGCACUUUUGCCAUCAUGUGGAGAGCUGAGCUUUACCAAUCAGGAAACAACAGGUGUGAAGGCAACAAGUUUCUGUCACCAAGGAUCCUGGUAUCAGGUUGAGACAAGAGCAAGGGUAAUCCGUUUUAAUAUUGCAGCAUUUGAGGCUGACAGUGGGCUUCUGAAAAGGCCAGCUUCAUUGGUCCCGCAUUCAGUCGAUCCCCAAAGAUGCCCUAGUCGAGAGUACAGACGUUUUAUGAGUUGGCCUGAGAAUUUCUACAAACCAAAACGAUGCCAUCGGCACCCUGAUGUAGCUGAUCAGGAAGCAAACAAUCUGUCUGCAAGGGCAUUGCAGCUGAGCAUUUACGGCAGCAUGGUUGGUGAGACACACAGGUGGACUCGAAACUUUCCGAGGACCUCUCAAACUAAGUCAUCACAUGGCGAGUCAUAUCCCAGAAUUCGUUCAACUGGAGUACUUGGCCGUCGACUAGUUUCUGCCAGAUCCGAGGGAGCUGCUACUGUUAACAAUGGCUUCAAAACAAAAGAAUUAACGGGGCCAAACCCCAGUACCCUGAUUCCAAAUAGAAAAACCAAAAAAAUUUAUCAAGUUGAUGAUUCUAGCGAUGAAUCAGGUAGUGAUGAUGGAUUUAUUGUGAGAAUUGAUUCCCCAAGUACACUAUCUUUCCGUUAGGCUUCUUGGAGUCAGUUUUGUUCUAUCUUCAAGGGUCACGCUCAUGUUUCCUUUGUAUCAUUGUAAAAUAGCUGUUCAGUGCUGUUCUAUCUAAUUAUCUCAGAUUUGUAAAGCAAUACUGAUUAAAUAAAUGAAUUAUUAUUAUAUCU